UGUUUCCAAGUUUUAUAGAGGGGUAAUACAACGAUAAUUACGAACGCAUUAUAUGUUCAAAAGGCUUCAGUAAUAAUGUCUAUAGGCUAUCCAUAUCUAACAGGAAGUGACUACUGUUAUUCAUGGAUAAUAGAUUUUAAUCAUCAGCACUAUGUGAAAUUAAUCUUCACAAACAUCACGUUGAACCAGUUGAACCAAAUGGUAGUAAAUGAUGAUAAUGGGUGUGACGACAAACUCAUUCUAGGAACAGAUUUACAGGAGCAAUUAAAUGGAACUGAACUUGAUAACAAUUUUAACGAAAGAGUGUUUAUUAUUGAAACAAAUAAUACUUUUGUAGUUAUAACAUUUCAACCGUGUUUCCAUAAAUUCAAAGGAAGUAGGUUUCGAGCAGUUGUUAUUAAAGAAGAUAUUCCAGCUUGUUUAUCCAUCGGUCCAAGCGUGAAUUGGAGUAAUGGAAGGAAAGAGAUUUGCAUAAAUCCAGAAAUGAUACUUACGUCAAUGUCGAUUUUGAAUAAUCCGUUUGACAAUUUUGAAGAAAGGUUUAGGAUCCGGGCAAAACAUCACCACGGCAUCGAGAUUGAGUUUAUAGACUUUUAUAUUGUAUGCCCGAUAGAAAUAACCGAGAGUCGCUCUCGUCUCACAAUAAUUGAAAGAAAUGGCGACAUAGAAAAUACAUACUGCAACACAAAUAAACCUCCGGAAAAAAUCAGUUCCGAAGAGGGUACUUUGUUGAUUGUAUUUCGUAAAUACGAAGAUCCAACUAAAGCCUUUAUAGGAAAGGAGGGAUUUCGAUUACAUUACAGGACAAAAAACUACUCUUUAGCCAACUGGACCGAAAUUACCUUAAAAACAGAUGGCGAGAUGAAGGGCUCAACUAACACAACAGUUUGUUCGCAGAAAUUCAAAAAGUGUUACAACAUAUUUUCGUCAUCGAUGUCCUGGAAACAAGCUGGUUCCGUUUGUGGGGAAUAUGACCAAUUUCUUGUAACAAUACAGUCACCAAAAGAAUUACAGUACAUUAAUUACCUACUUCGUGAACAGAGGUACGUUGAUCGAAGAGCUGAGAUUAGUGAUUCAAAAGGUUCAAGCUAUAAAGCACAUAUAGGAUUAAAGCGCAAAAUUGUCACAGAUAGGAAAGGAAAAUAUGUUUGGUUGAACAAUUAUGAAGUAAUUUUUUCGCCAUGGGCAGUUGGUGAGCCAUCAGUUGGAGACUGUACUUGCACAAACUUCCGGUCAUUUAUUACAGACAGAACAUUGGAAUCAGAAUAUUGUAACAAUGGACAUAAUGCAGAUUAUUUCAUCUGCCAGUCGGAUUAUAAUGAAAAGGGGAAAGCAAAAUUUGCCUCAAAGAAAAGCAGGUGUAAUACUUAUUUGUCUGAAGGAAACAAAACAAAAAUGAAUUACUCCUACUCCGGGAAGUUGUGUCAGAAUUGGAGUAAUCUAACUAAAAAUGCAUUGAUACAUUUCAAUAAAACAUUUGACCAACGAAAAGAAGUUUUAAAGAAAAAUUCUACAUUAUGUCAAGACCCAUAUCGCUCUGGAAUAAUGGGUUGCUACGUGAAUGACAGUGUGUCGGUCUGGGAGCCAUGUUUCUUUCCACAAACUGGCUCUGAUUCUAUGAUCAUGGCCGUUCCUGAUGUUUCUUUUGAAUGCAACUCUACCGGACGCCGUAUACCAUGGGUGAAUAAAUGUGAUAGAACGUUCCAUUGUCAAGACAAAACCGACGAAGUUAAUUGCACCUUGAAAGAACACGACCUUGCAAGAGACGUUAAAUUAAGCUCUACAAAUCUAAACGUAACGGUCGAUGAAGGAAGAAACUAUCAUCAAUGUGGAAGUAAGGAAUGGAUUUCCAUAGCUGCAAAAUGUGAUACUGUAAUAGACUGUUUAGAUGCAUCUGAUGAAAUUAACUGUAUUAGACAAAGUACAGGCUGCAAUGAGAACGAAUUUGCUUGUGCUGAUGGGAGCUGUAUAAAACUAGGCCAGGUCUGUGAUUUCAAACCAGAUUGCACAAAUGCAGAGGAUGAAUUUUGUGAACUUCGAAACUGCGGUCUCAAUGAAUAUGUUUGUGAUAAUAAACAGUGUAUACAGGACAGUAAAAGAUGCGACUCAAUCCCACACUGUAUAGAUGGUAGUGAUGAAAUUGGAUGUUUGGAAUGCCGGGAAUCUUUUUACUGUGAUGGUGAUAGAUGUAUAGAUAAUAAACUGGUUUGUGACAAAGUGCGGGACUGUGAAGACGGUAGUGAUGAAAGUGAUUGCACGACUGACGAUGAUAAAUCGUGCGAGAAUUGGUGGCACAAAGGCUAUUUUGAAUCUGGCCAAAGAGUUAUUGGUAACAUUAUUUAA
Molecule: messenger RNA, 2343 nt
Organism: Ruditapes philippinarum (Manila clam)
Lineage: Eukaryota; Metazoa; Mollusca; Bivalvia; Venerida; Veneridae
Exons: 14
Coding region: 76-2343 (755 amino acids)
Molecular function (GO): protein binding
Source: RefSeq, a predicted model, not a curated record